Mesorhabditis spiculigera is the source of this 225-nucleotide messenger RNA. NCBI's taxonomy places the organism in Eukaryota, Metazoa, Nematoda, Chromadorea, Rhabditida, Rhabditidae. The record is from the annotation of a GenBank genome assembly.
AUGCCCGGAAUCAUCGAGAAGACCAAGGAUGCCGUCAGCAACGCUGCUGAAGCGGUAAAGGACAAAAUGGCCGACCUGACCGGAAUGGGGCAUGAAGAACGAGCCAAGGACUCGGCCCGCAGUGCCUGGGAGGAGACAAAGGAUAAGGCUUACGACAAGAAGGAGGACCUGAAGGACUGGGCACACGACAAGGCCCGCGAUGCCGACCGCAAAAUGGACCGCUAU